AUGUCCCGGCAGGCCGCCAAGCUGGCCCGACCUGCUAAAUUUGCACUUGCUACAUCACCACCUGGUCUCAGGCUCGCCCGCCUCGGUCACGUCCAGCAUCGUGAGAUAAUCGCCUCGCCGCGACUCUUCUCCACGACACCCAAGAACGGCCUCCGAGACUUCUUCCCCGCCAAAGACACGCCGCACAUCCAAACCACAAAGGCAGCAUGGCCGCACCCCGGGUAUACCCUAGAAGAAAUGGUGGCCGUCGAGCCCGCCCACCGUGAGCCCCGAAACGUGAGUGACUGGGCCGCCUGGAAGAUUGUUCGCUUCGCGCGCUACUGGAUGGACAAGGCGACUGGCAUGGCCCGGGACCAGCAGGUUGAUAAAAAGCAUCCCACCACAUCAGUAGUCGCGGAGAAGCCACUCACCGAAGCGCAAUGGUCCCAGCCCGCCGCUAACGCGCCCAUCACCCAGCUCGUCCGAUUCGUCUUCCUCGAGAGCAUAGCCGGCGUCCCAGGAAUGGUGGGCGGCAUGCUGCGCCAUCUCAGCAGCCUCAGGCGCAUGAAGCGCGACAACGGCUGGAUCGAGACCCUGCUCGAGGAGAGCUACAACGAGAGAAUGCACCUCUUGACCUUUAUGAAGAUGUGCGAGCCCGGCCGCUUCAUGAAGCUCAUGAUCAUCGGCGCUCAGGGCGUCUUCUUCAACGCCCUCUUCAUCACCUACCUCCUCCACCCUCGCAUCGUGCACAGGUUCGUCGGCUACCUCGAAGAAGAAGCCGUCCACACGUACACUCGGGCGAUUCGCGAAAUCGAGCACGGCCACCUCCCAAAGUGGGCAGACCCAAAGUUUCAAAUCCCCGAUAUUGCCAUCCAGUACUGGAACAUGCCCGAGGGAAACCGCACAAUGAAAGACCUCAUACUGUACAUUCGCGCCGAUGAAGCCGGCCACCGUGGAGUCAACCACACGCUUGGAAACCUCAACCAGAAGGAGGAUCCUAACCCGUUCGUCAGCACAUUCAAGGACAGAGAACCGCCGAGACCGGCUUUAAGGGCCGCUGGUUACGAGCGAUCUGAUGUCAUUUGA
Metarhizium album ARSEF 1941 is the source of this 1065-nucleotide messenger RNA. RefSeq names its product Alternative oxidase. The record is from RefSeq and is a predicted model, not a curated record. Gene Ontology annotation, molecular function: alternative oxidase activity. Gene Ontology annotation, cellular component: mitochondrion. The transcript is spliced from 3 exons. NCBI's taxonomy places the organism in Eukaryota, Fungi, Ascomycota, Sordariomycetes, Hypocreales, Clavicipitaceae. The coding region runs from base 1 to 1065 and encodes 354 amino acids. Gene Ontology annotation, biological process: alternative respiration.